AUAAUUUUUUUUUGUUGACUGAAAUAAGGACUUUUGCGAAUCAAGACGAGCGAGCAUAGUCUCUCUCUAACACUUCCGAGGAAGGCGAAAUCGAAUCCUAUCGAAUACUCAUCCGACCUCUCUCUCUUUCUCGGUCGUCCGUCACUCGCCCGAUCUUCACCGUCAGAUCCAUAUACUCGCCGGCGAUUCCGAUGCCGCACGUCGUCCGAUCAUUCUCUCUCUUCGCCCUCAUCGUCUUUCUCACCGCCUCGCCGGCAUUCGCUUUCGAUUCCGAUCACAAGUAUCAAUCUGAUGACCCUGUUACGCUUUGGGUAAACAAAGUCGGGCCUUAUAAUAAUCCACAAGAAACAUACAAUUACUAUAGCCUUCCCUUUUGUCAUCCAGAUGGCAAUGCGGGUCACAAGUGGGGAGGGCUUGGUGAGGUCCUGGGUGGGAAUGAACUUAUUGAUAGCCAGAUUGACAUAAAGUUCCAAAAAAAUGUGGAUAAGAGUACCAUUUGCGUACUUGAACUUGAUGAAGCAAAGGUGAAACAAUUCAAAGAUGCUAUUGAAAAUAGUUAUUGGUUUGAAUUUUUCAUUGACGAUCUUCCUUUAUGGGGUUUUGUUGGUGAGCUACAUCCUGAUAAGAACAGUGAUAGCAAUAAGCAUGUGCUUUACACGCAUAAAACUAUUAUUGUUAAAUACAACAAAGAUCAGAUCAUUCAUGUUAAUCUCACUCAAGAAAGCCCAAAACAGUUGGAAGCAGGGAAAACACUAGACUUGACAUAUUCUGUCAAAUGGAUCUCUACUAAUGUCACUUUUGCACGUCGUUUUGAUGUUUACCUUGACUACCCUUUCUUUGAGCAUCAGAUUCAUUGGUUCUCCAUAUUUAAUUCGUUCAUGAUGGUUAUCUUCCUCACUGGUCUGGUUUCGAUGAUAUUAAUGCGAACUCUUAGAAAUGACUAUGCAAAAUAUGCUCGGGAAGAUGAUGAUCUGGAGACUCUGGAAAGAGAUGUGAAUGAAGAGUCUGGUUGGAAACUUGUCCACGGCGAUGUUUUUCGGCCUCCUCGCAGUUUAGUUAUUUUGUCAGCUGUUGUUGGCACUGGUGCUCAGCUUGCGUUACUUGUUCUGAUCGUCAUCUUGUUUGCGAUUGUUGGAAUGUUGUACAUCGGGAGAGGAGCAAUUGUCACAACUUUCAUAGUAUGUUAUGCUUUCACAUCGUUCAUUUCGGGUUAUGUGAGCGGUGGGAUGUACUCUCGCAAUGGGGGUAAAAACUGGAUAAAAUCGAUGAUACUCACCGCGUCACUUUUUCCAUUUAUGUGCUUCGGGAUUGGUUUUCUUUUGAACACAAUCGCUAUAUUCUAUGGCUCUUUGGCAGCUAUUCCCUUUGGCACGAUGGUGGUUGUUUUUAUCAUUUGGGCUUUCAUAUCAUUCCCUUUGGCACUUCUUGGUACAGUUGUUGGAAGAAAUUGGAGUGGUGGUCCAAACAACCCAUGCCGGGUUAAGACCAUUCCUCGUCCGAUCCCGGAGAAGAAGUGGUACCUUACACCAUCUGUCGUGUCAAUGAUGGGGGGAUUGCUACCCUUUGGCAGCAUAUUUAUUGAAAUGUAUUUUGUCUUCACAUCCUUUUGGAAUUACAAGGUUUACUAUGUCUAUGGUUUUAUGCUCUUGGUGUUUUUGAUUCUCAUAAUUGUUACGGUUUGUGUGACAAUUGUGGGGACAUAUUUCUUGCUAAAUGCCGAGAACUAUCACUGGCAGUGGACUUCAUUCUUCUCUGCUGCCUCAACUGCUGUCUAUGUGUACUUGUAUUCAAUAUAUUACUACUAUGUGAAGACGAAGAUGUCAGGCUUCUUCCAGACCAGCUUCUAUUUUGGAUACACUCUGAUGUUUUGUCUUGGCUUAGGAAUCCUCUGUGGGGCUGUUGGUUACUUGGGAUCUAAUCUAUUUGUGCGGAGGAUCUACCGAAACAUCAAGUGUGACUAGGACUUGCCGAAGAAAGAAAAACCUGAUGGUGCUUCCUCAAGCGUUUUGAUUAUUGAGAACACAUUUUGAGGGGGGUUCAAUGUUUGUUGACUUGUAGAUGGAAAUCACGUAGUUUGAGAAUGGUGUGCAACUCUCCUGGACAGGAGGAAGCCCUGAGAUUUUUUUUUUUUCCCGGACUUUGUAAGUGAAAGCCGCCUUUACUUUAUUUAGAAUGGGUAGAUUGUUUUUAUAAUCAGAUUCACUUGUCAUGUAGUUAUUUACCUCUUCUUCCCCCCACAUUGAAUGUCACCUUAGACUGCGUUAAAUAUAUUUUUUUCUCGAUAUUAUUAUGCUA
Messenger RNA from Cornus florida, 2295 nucleotides. RefSeq names its product transmembrane 9 superfamily member 1. Gene Ontology annotation, cellular component: membrane; trans-Golgi network; endosome. Lineage: Eukaryota; Viridiplantae; Streptophyta; Magnoliopsida; Cornales; Cornaceae. The record is from RefSeq and is a predicted model, not a curated record. Bases 192 to 1961 code for a protein of 589 amino acids. The transcript has 12 exons. Gene Ontology annotation, biological process: protein localization to membrane.